This is a messenger RNA of Salvelinus fontinalis (brook trout), 2380 nucleotides long. RefSeq names its product membrane-spanning 4-domains subfamily A member 4D-like. The record is from RefSeq and is a predicted model, not a curated record. NCBI's taxonomy places the organism in Eukaryota, Metazoa, Chordata, Actinopteri, Salmoniformes, Salmonidae. Gene Ontology annotation, cellular component: membrane. Bases 44 to 616 code for a protein of 190 amino acids. The transcript has 7 exons.
GUGCGACUUCCUCCAUUAAGUUAGAAAGAACAGCAGCAGGUAAAUGAAGUACACAUUUCAGUCAGAUGAGUGCAUGGUCAUCACUAUACCUCUGGGCAGUCUCAGAGAUGCUCAGGAGGGCCAGCUGAUGCCUGAGAAGUUCCACUGUGUCUUCAAAGAUGUCUACAAGGUCUUCCUCAAGGGUCAGCCUAAAGCUCUGGGGGCAGCUCAGCUCAUUGCUGGAGUCCUUGUCUUGAUUCUGGGGCUACUGCUUGUCCAGCACAGACCAUUAGUUCUGAUAUACACCAUGACCAGUGUCCUGUUUGUUGCUGCCGGAAUACUGACCUAUGCUGCAGGUCAUUCUCCAGAUAUGUGUGUGGCCAAACUGUCAUUUUCCUUGAACAUCGUCAGCUGUUUCUGGACAUUAGCUGCUGUUGCUCUCUGCACUGCUGAUGUUAUCUCUUUUGGUUUCCACGGGGACCAUCAAGAGGUAUUUUCUGGAAUCAAAUGGAUGAUUGUAGUUCUCCUGGUCAUUGAACUGGUCGUUGCCAUGGUGGUGAUCUACUGGGAGAGUAAAGCAGUGUGCAGACAGCACUUCAACAUUCUGCCCAUGGUCACCCUGAAGCAGGACGUAUGAACAACCACAAACAAUUAAGUGAAAUCAUUACUAAACUUGUACGACAUUUGUUUUACUUGUGCCAAUUCAUAGUGGAUACAGAUAGUCUUCACUUUGUGUUUGUUAUUAUGAUGUUGUGAUUACCUAUGAUGUAGUAGUCAUUACCUAUGGUGUAGUAUUGAUUACCUAUAAUGUAGUAGUGAUUAUAUAUGAUGUAGUAGUUGUUACCUAUGAUGUAAUAGUCAUUACCUAUGAUGUAAUAGUGAUUAUCUAUGAUGUAGUAGUUGUUACCUAUGAUGUAAUAGUCAUUACCUAUGAUGUAGUAGUGAUUACUUAUUAUGUAGUCAUUACCUAUGAUGUAGUAGUGAUUACUUAUUAUGUAGUGUGUAUGUUCGUAUUUUGUGUAAUUCUAACCAUUGCAAAAUAGUGAUAUAUUGGCACUGUCUCAAAAGUGCAAAUAAGGAAAUUAAAUACAGAAUAUAAUUUAGAAAUAUGGGUCCUAUUAAGUUUUCACGAUACAUAUAUCCUCUGAGAAAUAGUAAGAACAUUGCAUACCAUUUGUUGUAGCAGUUUGGUCAAAGAGAAAAGCUACUAUCAUGACAGAUGUUCUACUUACAAUGUAAAGACCGACACCGGAUAGGAGAAGCAGGUACCGGGAGUCAGACAUUUAUUAGGGAACAGACAAGGAAACAAGACAGCAACAGCAUCAGAACACGGGUAACACUGACAUGAGACAAUUCAUCCCGAAGCAGGGAACAGACAGAUAUAGGGAAGGUAAUGACACAAGUGACACAAUGAUCGGCUAUGAAAAGCCAACUGACAUUUACUCCUGAGGUGCUGACUUGUUGCACCCUUGACAACUACUGUGAUUAUUAUUAUUUGACCAUGCUGGUAAUUUAUGAACAUUUGAACAUCUUGGCCAUGUUCUGUUAUAAUCUCCACCCGGCACAGCCAGAAGAGGACUGGCCACCCCUCAUAGCCUGGUUCCUCUCUAGGUUUCUUCCUAGGUUUUGGCCUUUCUAGGGAGUUUUUCCUAGCCACUGUGCUUCUACACCUGCAUUGCUUGCUGUUUGGGGUUUUAGGCUGGGUUUCUGUAGAACACUUUGAGAUAUCAGCUGAUGUAAGAAGGGCUUUAUAAAUAAAUUUGAAUUGAUUUGAAGUAAUUGAGUCCACGUGAGUCCAAUGAUCGCUGAUGCGCGUGACGGGGAGCAGGUGUGAUAUUGCAUUAUGCAAUAUGACAUUAGAAAAUGUAGGCUAUAUUUUCAUUUGACUUGUAUCUGCUUAAAAUGAAUUUAAACACGUAUUGUUUUAUGUCUUCUUUUUUAACAAUAGACCUGUAUUUCCGUUCCUUCCUGAUCACGUUGUCAUAAUAAUACAGCUAGAUUUUAUGCACCAAAGCGUACAGAAUAUUUUCCAAUCAACUCUUAGAUAAUAUACCAAAAAAUAGGACUUAUUAAACUACAAAUGACCACCAAUGAAUUGGAAGAUCAAAAAAUAAAAUUAUUUGUAUUAUUUUUAAUUGAAUAUUCAGUAUAUAUUUUUACAUGUUUUACAGCCUUUUAUUUUGGUGAGACAGAGAAGUAAAUGAGCUCUCAGAGAGGAACUAUUUCUUCGACAUAAUUUAGGUUUGUUUUAACAGAGGUCUGGGGUCUAGGCACAACACUCAUGCCUCUAGGAGAUUGCAUGGUACAUGUGAGGAAUCUAUUUGGCCGGAUCCAGUCCCUCUACAUCCGUACCUCCCACUGUUUGCAAAGUACAAUUUUAAAUAAAAGCGAUCAGAGUUCA